Messenger RNA from Rhopilema esculentum, 7256 nucleotides. RefSeq names its product semaphorin-1A. Gene Ontology annotation, cellular component: plasma membrane. Lineage: Eukaryota; Metazoa; Cnidaria; Scyphozoa; Rhizostomeae; Rhizostomatidae. Gene Ontology annotation, molecular function: semaphorin receptor binding; chemorepellent activity. The record is from RefSeq and is a predicted model, not a curated record. Gene Ontology annotation, biological process: axon guidance; semaphorin-plexin signaling pathway; neural crest cell migration.
UUCUGUACUGAUUUUGAAUACGAUUAUUAGUACCAAGUUCUUUCUUGCUUUGGUCGGUUCUAUCCUACCUUUUGUUAACGUAUUAAUUAACAUAAAAUGGAAAAGUAGUUGCUAUUUAUAUAUUCACCGCACCUUUAGUAUUUUGUUUCCCUCUUUCAAGCUACUGCAAACCAUCAUGAUACUAAUAUUGUGAUAAUAAUAAUAAUAUAUUUGUAAUCCCAUUCUUAUGUAGUAUGCGAUGGUCGCUCGACCCAGUUCCUUCGUUUUGUGAGCUUAUUAUGUACACACAUGUUUGCUGAUCAUAUCGUAGAAAUGGAGUAAACAAGUUAUGAUCUCUGCACAAUUUUUGGAACCGCCUAUUUAGGCCACCUAAGUACAAAACAUUACACUGGCGAUGGAGAUUGUCCUACUUUUAAACAAAGGAUGUUUUUUAUAACAACACCAAAUGCGAUCUCGUUCUGGUAUCUCUCAAUCACGGCUCUAGAUGUUUCUUUGAAAGCAUUUUUGAUUGGAUGGGUAGAAAAUAGAGAAUUCUGCGCAUUUAAAUUCUUCUGUUUGUCUUUGGAUGGAAAUCUCAGCUAAUCCACUUUCAACUAACUCAGAUCCUUUUUCAUUUCUUUUCUCCUCCGUAUUUUUCCUUCGCAAGACCGUUCUACUAAAUCUCUCGCGAAAUACCUCUUUUAGACAACCUCUCCCCUGCUAGCUUGUCCUUUUUUCCUUUGUCAUCUUGACUUUACCACCUAUUUACCCCACCAGUGAAAAGCAUUACUGUAAAUCCAUAUCUUCUGUAGGUAAAUUGAAUAAGACUGUGCAGCAAAAUGGCGCUGAUCUAGGGGUAUCUUGGAAAGGGAGGAGGACAUGCUUUAUAUAGGGAUGUUAUAGCAGGAUCUUGAAAAAACUUUUAGUGUGUGUUACUUUUCAAAUGUUUAUUAGCAAGCGAAUCCGGAUUCCAAUUCUCUGUAUAACACUUUUUGUCCGAUAACCAAACAUUGCUACACCUUGAUCCAAAUGCUGUUGAAAUAUGCCCCAGACGGGGUUUUUUGGACUGGGGGACAUCACCCUGCCUUUCAUUAGUUGGUUGACAAAAUACAUGGAUGGUAACAUCGGCCGAAGUUAGGUAAAAUACUGACGACUUUGUAAGAUCUUCCAUUUCCAUCGGUAUAUUUUACUUCUCACGCGUACUGUUUGGUGUGUGAGUGGUCUCGUUCUCAAGUAGAGACUCGUGGAAUAAAUUAUACAAUAUGGCAACACGAGACCAAGAAAGCAGAGUAAAAUAGUGGAGAAAAGAACAAUUAAAUCUUUUUAAUUAUGCAGCAAGUGAUCGAUUUUAGGAAGAGGGGCUCCUUGUCUUGUUCCUACGGUAUUAAGAUCUUGUCUUUACCGCGUUGUAGUUUCAUGACUGCUUUAUUCUUUAAAGGUGGUUCAGAUUUAUGUGAUUAGGGUUUUAUAUUAUCCAGCUAGAACACUUGCGGUUACCCACACCUGCAUGAAAAUCAUUUGCAUUUGGAAAAUAGUAAUUAAGGAAACUCUAAACGGAAAACUUCGUCGUACAAAAAUGUUGAGGAUUUUUUGUCAUGUUUUCUAAUUUGGUUUUGACAAUAAAGUAAAGUUUGUCAAACUCUGAAUUUAGAAAGAAACCCGAAAGUUAAUAUUUUAAUAUAAACUUAUUGUGCUCCUUGUUUGUUUAUUUACCCUUCAGUCUUUUGCACACAAAUGUGAAAUUCAACCAUAAAACAUUGGUUUAUUUAUCGUUGUAAUUGGUACAUAGAAAUCGGAAUGAUCAUAGGUUCGCUGCUGGAAAUCCACACAUUUUGUAAGAAAUUUUAGCUGAAAAUAAAGUUAUUCUUAUAAGCCUCAAAGUCGGAAUUCAAGAAGAGGUUAACUUUCAAUAUCAAUUCAAAAAUGUAUUUCAGUAAAACUGAAUUAGGCAAACCAACAGUUACCUGGAUCUUUUUCAAGGAAAGGUAUCGUGUUUUAAGAGUUUUAUUCUAGGAAAGGUUUAUAAUUUUUUCUGGCAGGCAUAUUCCUGUAAUUUCUCUCCAAUGUAAUUUCUCUCCAAUGUAGACCCCCGGAGGCCAAAUGAAUUGCUCAGUACUGAAUAUUUCUUGACUGAUGGCCAAAUUUGAGUAUGGUCAAAAUUCAUGAGCAGUUUAUUAAAUUUUUUCUUUGUGUUUCUUUGAAAUGAAACUGAAAACAAGUUGGGUACUUAUGUUAUCUUAAUCGUAAUCUCAAUGUCCUCUGGUUUUAUCUCCAUCCUCGAGUUACUGUAAAUGUUACAACCUGUUUUAUUGUAUCUGCUUAAAAUUCAAGACAAUUCUAGACCAGAUCGCAGGUGUGCAAUGGAAUUGUCUUCUAGUUUCCACGCGUGCAAUUGCUCUCCUCAAACUCUCAGGUGUGCAAGUCCCACACUGUCCAAGGUACCUGUGUCACAUUCCUCAUUUUGAUAUCCAGUGAAUACCAAUAAAUUUUCCUUGACAGAACUUCUUUGUGCAUAAAUGUAUCCGAUUUCGAGCCUCCUAUUAUUCUUUUGCGAAGCUUUUGUCAUCAUGAUGUCGAUGUUGUGAAAAGUUUUAAAAAAAAUUUAAUCGCAGACAUAUGAAGAUUAUCCCAAAGGUUUUAGAUGUGCGAGUAAACUUAAUGCUCUGCUGCCCGUCUUUUCUGUUUCUUGUGUAGAUGAAAGGUCUUUUGCCUUGUCUCAAAAAGCUGACAGAAAUAAUCAGACUGAAAAUUCUAUUGAAUUGAAGAAAAGCCAGUCAAUGGUCAGGAAAUCACUUUGCUGCCAACCAAAUUAUUUCGAUUUUUCUUGCGCCAAGAUAUAUUGGCACUGCUGCGGAAUUAGGCUCUCGUUUGUUGAUAAUGUUCUGAGGGCAUUACUUUGAAUUUUUUAUUUUCAUUUUUAUCGCCUGAACACAGCAGCUCUAGAAAUUAAGCUUUUCAUUAUAACAAUGCGAUUACUCUUCUGUACAAAGCGAUUGUGUCUCUUUGUCCCUGAAACAAUAAUGCGCAAGCAACCGUGCUGCCCUUCCUCAAACCGCCGUCUCGUUUAAUGGAGACAUUCGUCAAUGUUUGCGCGGGUUCUUGUUUACUAUAAUGCAAUUAACUGUUGAAUCUUGUUAGAUUGACGCAGCGAGGUGCAUUUCGCGUGCGUUUCUUAUGGAUUUAGUUGUGCAAAGUUGGACAGCUUAGCAGCCACUAUCGCUACUACUUAGUGACUGGUCGAGGCGUUCAUGAAUGGCUCUACGUUUCUUGGAUUUCUCCACACAUAAGCCAAAUACAGUCAAUGUAUUGUGUUUAACCUUAAAGACCUGAAUAUUUACGGAAAAUUAUAAACAUGGGACGAAGCUGUCUAUAUAUUAUGCUGCUGAUCAUACUUUAUAUGAGCGAAAAUAAUGCUGAAAUCGGCUCUGCUUUGCAUUCGGUGCCAUCAACAAGUAGCAGCAUUCGACGUUUUCCGGAACCUGGGUCUGAGUACGCCAAGUUUCUGACUGAUUUCAAAAGUGUCGAACUGAACCCAAAUAAAACAGAUAUUUUGGUUGCUGCCAAGGAGUAUCUCUUUCGUUUGGACAUUGAGACUUUCAAGAUUCAAAAUACAAGUGUGAGUGAAAAUGUAUUGCAUAUGCCGGUGGAAAAGAGGUCAUAUGACCGAUGCAUUGCAAAUAGGAUCGAGAAGAAUGAUUGUCCCAACUACAUGCUCUUUGCAAUAUAUAAUACCUCAUCUGACAUAUUUGCAUGUGGCACGUACUCGCUUCUUCGGCGAUGCUGGCUCGUUUCGAGCAGGACAUUCAAGGUGACAAAGCAAGUUAAUGGAGAAUUCGAUGCAACCAAUGAAUUCACCCCUAAUCUGCCCAGUGGAAGUAUAAUUGGUACUACAACAGACAACGGUGGAAUAUUUGGUGCCAUUGCCGUAAGGGAGAAGAAACGCAGUUCGCUUCGUGCAAUUUUGAGCGAUGAUACCAGAAUGAAGUCAGGGAAACCAACAAUUCAAUUCAAUGAUCCCCAUUUCGUAUAUUCAUACGCAGCUGAUGAUGGUUUUGUGUACUUUUUCUUCUCUGAAACUGCCGAUGAAGUUUCAGAUAGACAGAUGGUUUACUCAAGAGUUGGACGUGUUUGUUCGUACGACAAAGGAUCAUUCUUAACUGACAACGCCUUUAUCUCGUUUUCAAAAAGUCAGAUAAUUUGUUAUGAGAAGGGCGCUGUACGCGAUUAUUACGAUCACAUCCAGAGUGCAACUGCAGUCACUGUUCAUGACAAAGCUGGAAAAGCUGAAGUCUUCAUUUACGCAUCCUUCACAACAACUAUGCGCGCUACUGGCAGCUCCGCCGUUUGCCGUUACAAAUUCAAAGAUAUUCAGAAUCUGUUCCAGACAAGUCAGUAUUACGUGAAGAAAACGGAUGGUGGAACUGUAAAGUAUGAACCGCAAAACCAUCCGGACUCAAAGUUUGAUGUUAGCAGGAUGAAGUGCGAUGAAUCAUUGAAUACAGUGUCGAUCACCUCCCCAAACUCAGUAUGGAUUACUUCGAAUCCUCUGCUGUAUAGUGAUAAUGAACCGUUUGACCGCAACACUGUCACAACAUUCAGUGAAAGGGUUACGUCAAUCACUGUUGAAGAUGUUCAUAGAGAAGAAAACAAAACUGAUCCUGGGAAGCACAUAUUGUUUGCAGGCACAGAUAGUGGGAAAAUCUUCAAAGUUGUUAUGAACAUUACAAAUAUUGGUAAACCAGUGGUUCUUGAGGAAAUCCAAGCUGUUGAUGGAAGAGGAGCCAUAACAUCCUUACAUUUGACUGAGAAAUACGUCAUCGCAUCUGGAAAGGACAUCAACUUGAUCAGAGUCGAUAAAGAGAGAUGUGAAUCGAAAUACCUCAUGUGCAGGGAUUGUUUGAAAGCCAGGGACCCAUUUUGUGCCUGGAGCAUCAGCCAAAAGAAGUGCACGCGUACUGCCGACCUAGCACCUUCCGAUCGAAUACAGGACGUGGAGAGAGGCAGCGAUAAGAAGUGUCCUCCAGUCGAUGUGAAUAUAUCAUGCUCCCUUACCAUUGUCGAUAACAUCCCUGGCGCUUGGACAGCUUUGCAAUGCACUGGUCAUGGUAAGAUUGCUCCGAAAGUUCUAGCAUGGAAGAAAGACCAGGCGCGCCUUCACGUAGACCAAAGCAUUUAUGAAAUCAGGCAGAUUAAUGCAUCGUCUCAGCAGUUGAUUAUUAAGGGUUACACAGCGAAAGAGCUUGGUACAUACGGCUGCGUUGUUGGGCUAGAGAAGAACAAAUCAGAGUGUUCUAUACCGAUUAAAGGGGAGAAAGCUGAGGCUAAGUGUGUAUCAAACUCAACCAAUUGUAGCUGUGCGGUAACAGGUUACCCUUUACCUUCGAUGAGAAAACUCAUCAAUGGCAAUCAAACGGUGAAGAUAAGCCAGUAUGGUCCAAUUAUAAUUGACCCAGGAGUUACCCUUUUUGCAUUCAAUGCUUUUGGCGAUGACGUUUUUACAUGUCCAGUUGUUACGUUACCAACCAUGAUAACGACAACUACAACAACCUCACCAUCUACUACAAAAACAAGCACAACAACAACAACAACAACAUCGCCAACCACUCUUUCGACAACUAAGACAACGACUUUUAGCAAGUCCACUCGUGCAAAUACGUCAUUGGCAGUUACCACGACGAAACCAACGACUCUGCCUACGACGAUAAAAACAAAUAAGACUCCAACGACAAGGCGGAAAACUGUGACUAAGGAGGAGCGGACAAUGACAACAGCAAAGACGACAACCGGACGGCAGUCGUCAACGCAGGCGAAACCUGCAACUCCGGGUCGAAGAGGAGCUACCAGAGCAGACAACAGCAACAAAUACCUCGCACCAUUUUUGGUGUUUCUAUGCCUAUUCCUCAUCUUAUUGUUUGCAAAUUUACUUUUUUUCUGUCGGCAUAUAACCAAACGGAGAGAACGUGAUACAGAUGAAGAAGAUGAGUUUGAUGGCAAAAAAGGUACAUUAAAUAUAAGUAUGGAAAAUGACAGUAAAAAGCCACACAGUGCCUUUUAUAAACCGAGCAGGUUAAAAAAGACAGACAGUACCAAACCGCUUAUGAAAAAAGAACGCAGCAAGCCAAGUAACGGCUCUACACCAAAUCAUACAGACACUACAAAACUUGCCACAGAAAUGGAUGAAAGGGGAUCCAGUGAAAGUGGUAGAUACAUUACUCACAUCAAGACGUAAUAACCGGCAAGUGACGUCAUCUAAAGACGGGAAUGAGCAGAAACGACCAGUCACAUUCCCUGUGCCCAGGACAUGUCAUGCAUGUCAGUUUGUGCAUUGCAUAUCUUCUAAUGCCUUGCACCUAUGGCAUGCUGUAGACACCUGCCAUCUGGUGCUUUUUUGACUGCAACGUGUGGCGAGUUGUGACUCCAUCCACUGGUAUGUUGUUCACUACAGCACCUGGCACAUUGUUGACUGCAACAGCUGAUAUGUGGGUGACUGCAACUGCUGGUACAUUAUAAACUGCAUCCUUUGCUACAUCGUUUACUGCAGACAUAGGGGUUGCUAAUACUGGAUUAAUAAAUCUCAACUGUCACUUUAUGACCUUGAUACCCUCAAUACUGGCACCUACCGAUUGAUAGUUGAUGACCGCCAUUUUGCAGAUGUGCUGACUUUUGAGUGGAACACUGAAUGCAAAGACGCUUUUGACUGUUUUUGCAGCCAACUUUAAUCUUAACAGUGCUCUCCAUAAUUUGUUAAAAUUAUUCAAAAAUACUUUUAACAAUGUUGUAAAAUAUGUACCAAAGUAACGAAGCUUGGAUGCUAGAAGCAAAUAUGCAAGGUUGUAAAGUUGAAGAAGCCUCCUUGCAAAACCCCGGUUAAUAUGAGUAGUCAUUGAUUCCCAGGACACAACUAUUCUCUAAACUACAUUUUCAUUUACAAUUUAGGGGAUUUAAUUUGACAAAGAUGUUUAUACAUAUGCCAACUAUUCAACUUUUACAGUAAACCUACACGCAUAGUUUUAAAAUCGUGGGAUUUUUGUCAUCAACCUUAAGGAUACGCCAGAUUCAGAACCCCCAUUUGAAUUUAUAAUGUCAUGUUGCCAAACUGCAUACCAACAUGGGGGAUAGUCAAUUUAGAUAAAACUGGGGUUUGCAAAGAGGCGUUGAAAUUAAUUGCUGGUUUCAUACUGUGAAAGUUGACAAUCGCCAGAAUGAUCGAUCUUUAUUUUAUUGAUGUUGUAAAUAUGUAAAUAGAGGAAUUUUCAGUACAUUGCGUGCUGCUUGGA